Molecule: messenger RNA, 2407 nt
Organism: Gopherus flavomarginatus (Mexican gopher tortoise)
Lineage: Eukaryota; Metazoa; Chordata; Testudines; Testudinidae
Gene: DCX
Product: doublecortin
Exons: 8
Coding region: 227-1324 (365 amino acids)
Biological process (GO): neuron migration; retina development in camera-type eye; photoreceptor cell development
Cellular component (GO): neuron projection; axoneme
Molecular function (GO): microtubule binding
Source: RefSeq, a predicted model, not a curated record
UCUGUGCAGUGGUGCAGAGCUAUAACAGGGUGAAAAACACUGAGGCCAAGUUACCAUUAAAGGGGUGAACAAGGCACUAGGACCUAGGAGAAGUCUCAUCCACCCUGGCAGGAAUUUCUUGCUUGGAGCUCAGACAACAAAGGCAGAGUGAGACUGGUUUUCUUUCUCUCAGCAUCUCCACCCUACGAGCUGAAAACUGCUUCAGAUCUUUAGGGUUCACCAAACUAUGGAACUUGAUUUUGGACACUUUGACGAAAGAGAUAAGACGUCCAGAAACAUGCGAGGCUCACGUAUGAAUGGAUUGCCCAGCCCCACUCACAGUGCUCACUGUAGCUUCUACCGAACCCGGACCUUACAGGCACUGAGUAACGAGAAGAAAGCAAAGAAGGUGCGUUUCUAUCGCAAUGGGGACCGCUACUUCAAGGGGAUUGUGUAUGCCGUGUCCUCCGACCGCUUCCGAAGCUUUGAUGCUUUGCUGGCUGACCUGACCCGUUCUCUGUCUGAUAACAUUAACCUGCCUCAGGGAGUUCGCUACAUCUACACCAUUGAUGGGACCAGAAAGAUUGGGAGCAUGGAUGAACUGGAAGAAGGGGAAAGCUAUGUCUGUUCAUCUGACAACUUUUUCAAGAAGGUGGAGUAUACCAAGAAUGUCAAUCCCAACUGGUCCGUCAAUGUGAAGACAUCGGCCAACCUGAAAGCACCUCAGUCUCUGGCCAGCAGCAACAGUGCCCAGGCAAGAGAGAACAAGGAUUUUGUGCGUCCCAAGCUGGUGACCAUCAUCCGCAGUGGGGUGAAGCCCCGAAAGGCUGUUCGCGUGCUCCUGAACAAGAAGACUGCACAUUCGUUUGAGCAAGUUCUCACUGAUAUCACUGAAGCUAUAAAACUGGAGACAGGUGUGGUCAAAAAAUUGUAUACCCUGGAUGGGAAACAGGUGACCUGUCUCCACGAUUUCUUUGGGGAUGAUGAUGUAUUUAUUGCCUGUGGUCCGGAAAAAUUCCGCUAUGCACAGGAUGACUUUUCUCUGGAUGAAAACGAGUGCCGUGUAAUGAAAGGGAAUCCUCCGACCACUCCAGGCAGCAAGUCAUCCCCAACCCCUCAGAAGAGCUCAGCAAAGAGUCCAGCCCCCAUGCGCCGGAGCAAGUCUCCAGCCGAUUCAGGUAACCAUCAAGAUGCAAAUGGAACAUCAAGCAGUCAGCUGUCUACACCCAAAUCCAAGCAGUCUCCAAUCUCCACACCUACCAGUCCAGGGAGCCUCCGUAAGCACAAGGACUUGUACCUGCCUCUGUCCUUGGAUGACUCUGAUUCCCUUGGAGAUUCCAUGUAAAGGAACACAAUUCUAAUUGUCCGUAUACAAGCUAUGUUUAAGAUACAGUACAGUACUUCUGCCAAAAGAAGCAGAUAGGUGACUGGUACUUUCAAAUCAAAGGACACAAAGUUAUAUGUCAUUUUUUUCUGUGUUUUUUCCUCCGUGCCACAAAUCGACACCUAUCAACUAAUAGGGAUAGAGUGAUACCAUCCUUCUGAGUAAUUAUAUAGAUAUGCGAAAUGGGCAUUGCCAGCAAUCUGACGCCAGUUAUCUCAUGCAUUUCCCCUGUACUUCAGUGCUUUUCUUCUGCUCUAAGUUCUUGAGUUUACUGUUAACUGCAGAAAAGUUGACAGUUCCCACUAGAAGUACAUAAAUAAAUCUUUCGCUGAUCAAUUCUAAAACUAAAAGAAAACAAAUACUAAUCUCCACCUUUUCAAAAUGCUGAUGAAUGCUAGCAGCUCUUUGAAAGCAGAUCUGCUUCUAAUUUUGCAUCCCUGGUUUUAGCACCUGCAUGCUGUCUAGCACCAAUUUCUGUUGCUGAAGGAUGGGGAGAGAGAUGACUUGUUGCUCUGGUAAAAGAUGCUUAAGAUGCCAGCAGAAUGUGAAACACAGGAGUUUGGACAAGAUUCAGAAAUGCUGCAUAAAAUGCUAAGUAAAGUUUUUAUAGCACAGUAAUUACAUUAUAAAUUUAUGUAUUGGGUCAUUUUCUAAUAACUAAGCAAAGAUAUAUAUACGUCAGCUGGGUGGUGAACCAGGUUUCUCAUGUAACCCAAAGAUAAUGCUGGCUGAUAUCAAGUUAUUAUACCUGCCAUAUGGUAUCUCUCUAUCUCUGCUUAUAAUAUUAAUGCCUUGUAAACAGCCAACACUGAAAACACUGUGAGAAUUUGUUUUCAGGUCUGACACCUUUAGAUCGCUUUUUGUAGCAAGAAACCAAUACACUUUUUAUAAAAAAAAAAACGAAAAAACUUGUAUCUGUGUUUUGGGAGUAAGUAUUCAAGCUCCUUUUUUAUAAAAGCUGGUGAUUUUCUUUUGUUUAAAAAACACAUUCAGAAAAAUUUACAAAAAAAAAAAAAAGAAAAGCCAACUGCAAAACAGUAAUAA